AUGCAUAACUGCCUCCGGCGAGCCAUGCGUCUUUGUAGAUGGAUGGGGUUUUUUCCAAUUGAAGGAUUAGAUCAAUCUUCUUUCACAAAACUGAGCAUGCUAUUUUCACAAUUGGCCUUCCGAUGUUUCGGUAAACCGGAUAACAUAAGUGAUUUCUUCGAGAAAUAUUAUUCAUUUGUCCAUGUCGAUUAUUUUAAAUAUAUACCUUAUAACGUCUGGAUAGGAGUUCUUUUGCAGAUUGCAAAUAUCCAGGCGAUAUUUCUCUGGUGUUUCAGUGAUGUGCUUUUAAUGUCAGUUAGUACAUACCUUGUAACGUACUUUCAGAUUUUAAAUAAAAUUAUAUACACGAAUAGUAGUGAAAAGAAGAAGAACUGGAAACGACUCCGUUUGCUGUACUCCCGUGCAGCGGCUCUGAUUUCAGAAGUAGAUUCUCACAUGAGCAGCAUGUGUCUGGUUACCUUCUUCGUUUACCUGUAUUUCACUUGUUGGCAGUUAUAUAAUACCAUUCAUGACAUUAGAACAGUCUAUCGCGCUGUUUACUACAUUUAUUCUACUAUAUAUUUAAUCGUAAGAUGUUUCGUGACCUCUUUAAUGGCGGCUAACAUUAAUAUAGUGGCAAGGAAACCAUUGGUUGCCUUGUAUGAUGUACCAUCGUCGGAAUAUUCUAUAGAGGUGCAAAGAUUUCAAAUGCAGAUUAAAUACGCUCCGGUGGCACUGAGCGGAGUAAGUUUCAAUAUAACACGGAAAACUAUACUUAAUGUAAUUUCCACAAUUACGACUUAUGAGUUGGUAAUGUUGCAGCUACCUAUUUAA
Messenger RNA from Galleria mellonella (greater wax moth), 813 nucleotides. RefSeq names its product gustatory receptor for sugar taste 64e-like. NCBI's taxonomy places the organism in Eukaryota, Metazoa, Arthropoda, Insecta, Lepidoptera, Pyralidae. Gene Ontology annotation, cellular component: membrane. The record is from RefSeq and is a predicted model, not a curated record. The transcript is spliced from 7 exons. Gene Ontology annotation, molecular function: taste receptor activity. Bases 1 to 813 code for a protein of 270 amino acids. Gene Ontology annotation, biological process: detection of chemical stimulus involved in sensory perception of taste; sensory perception of chemical stimulus.